AUUCAGAGUACAAACAAUUUCAAAAUGUCGAGCAGAUUCCUAGCACAAAGUGUCCGCCGAAGUGGCUUCGCAUCAAGCCAUCGCGUAUUUCCAUCCACCUCGACGCGACUCGCUCAUACCAGACCCGCUCAAGGCCGUGAACAGUACUCGGAGGAUCCGGGUGUGGUGGCAGGCCGUGGCAACAAAGACCAGCUGAAGUCCGACACGACAUCCGACGUCGAGACAGCUGGCGUCGAGAACCCGCACCAAGAUGUCGGCCAGCAGCAAGCAGAAGCUCAGCGCACAGGAUCCUCGACCAAGCUCGAUAGCGACAGCGGUGGAAAUGCGAAAGGUGAUGAGCUGAAGAGGCCAGAAGGAACGCAGGAAGGACAAGAGAAGAAAGGCCCUCAUCUGCCAAUCUGAAGUAGAGAAGAAAAUUGCAGCGCGCAAGCAGUAGUAGU
This is a messenger RNA of Cercospora beticola, 440 nucleotides long. RefSeq lists its product as uncharacterized. The record is from RefSeq and is a predicted model, not a curated record. Lineage: Eukaryota; Fungi; Ascomycota; Dothideomycetes; Mycosphaerellales; Mycosphaerellaceae.